This is a messenger RNA of Penicillium longicatenatum, 1965 nucleotides long. RefSeq lists its product as uncharacterized. The coding region runs from base 1 to 1965 and encodes 654 amino acids. The transcript is spliced from 2 exons. The record is from RefSeq and is a predicted model, not a curated record. NCBI's taxonomy places the organism in Eukaryota, Fungi, Ascomycota, Eurotiomycetes, Eurotiales, Aspergillaceae.
AUGAUGAUUCCCAGCUAUUUGGGCGUGGACGGGCGCAGUCCUGUUAGCCCUAUCACCCCCAUAUCAGAGGACUCGACAGAUGCGGAGGAUCUGCUAGAACCGUCUCCAGAGCAUCCGAUUGCUCAACUACAAGGUCCCUUUGAGGAGUCGAUUCGCGAAACAAAGCACCAUUCUGCAAGUCAGUGGGUGGUUGAUAUCGAUGCCCAGUCCCGCCGUCGAGACUUACUGGAGAAUGAUGAAUACGAACGGCUUUGUGGUCGCAAAUGGCGCCAACGCGCCUCUGAACAGUAUCAUCCGUUUUGGAAGCUGAUCUCCCAAAUGGUGUUUGGAGUCCAUCUGCUGGCCAGGCGACUUGCCAUAUCAGAACCUCAGGUUAUGAAGAUCCUGCAAAGCCAUGUCGAUGAAAUGGAUGGCUUUUUGCAAAGAACCACUGAGGAUUUUCUAAUCAUCCACAUGGAUGUCCGCACGAGGAUCCAAUAUCUAAGUCUUCCCCUGGAGAACUUACAUGUCUUCGAUCAGAUGCUCGAAGAUCGCAAUUUUCGCCUUUCAUUGGUGGCUUACCACGAUCAAAUUGAGCAUGCUGCGAGCCGGUUCACGCUUGCCAUCACCGAUGCCAUCAGGGAUUUGCGCAAGGGCAAAGAAGCAAUCAGUGUCCUAUGGCACUACCUCCUGCAAAUGUCGGAUGAAGGCUGUUUCGAAACCCACAGCCUCAAGGCAUUUUACCAGGCGAUGAUGGACAACCUAGAAGGUUGGCUCGAAGCCUUCUCCAAACUUCGUCGACGCGGCACAUCCCUCCAAAAGGCUCUUGCCCAACUUGCCCUAGCAGUCACAGAGAUGCAACGACGAGUGGGCGUAGCAAGCAGGAAAGACGUGCGCUCAUUCAUUAAGACCCCUAGACCUGCAACUCGCACACGAUCAGUCAGACAGAAACUGUUCUCCCCCCUCCCCUCCGAGAAACCCCUUCCCCGCGACCCCCUACUGAAACCAAAGAACUCAACCAAGCCGGGCGAGGAGGGAAUAGGUACAGAAAAGGGCAAUGUGGGUCGCAGCACUACCAAUGCUACUAAGCGGGAAAGUAACAUACCCAGGGCCCUAAGCCGCGCAAAAUCGUGUAGUGCCCUGGCCAUGGACACCAGUUCCACCUCCACUACCCCCCAGCCACCAGUUCCUCGUCCCAGAACAGCAGGCAGACUGAGCAGAAAACUAUCAAAGCCCUUCCUUCCGAAAAGAUCACUCAGUGAUGGCGAAAAGGCUGAUACUACACAGAAUCGCCCCGUUUCGGCCCCUGCCCGUACCCUCAAGUCGCGCAGCGUCUCCAUGGAACAACUAAAAGCAUUAUGGGCGAAUACGGGUCGUCCCCGAACACAGCAGUCCAUGGCUAAGCCCCCCAUCCCACCCCCACCCCCAAUCCCAGAAUCUCAUCGGGUCUCAAAACAGGAUCCCUCUGAAAAGGAAACCUACGAGUCCAUGAAAGAACAAGUCUCCCAAUUCCUAAAAACGGACCGCGUAGUCGAGGCCUGGGAUACCAUGACUACUAAGACGGGGACAUGCGGUCGAACUCUGACAAAGACCGCCAAGGACUGGCCUUGCAGUAUCUUCCGCGCGAAAUCGCCGAAUGCCUGGCGUGCUCGCUCGAAUCGGGCGGAUCUGGGUGAUGGGCCGGACUUGGAGAGACAGAUGUCUUGGGUGCAGGAUGCGCCGGAGGUGCUGAAUACGUAUUCAUUUAAACAGCGGCCUGAGACGUCGCCACGGAUUCAUGUGCUCUCAGUGCAGAUGACACUGGACGAGGAGAUGAAUGACGAUGAGCUGGUUGGUGGACAUCGGGCGAGUGUGGAUGAGAAUCCUGAUUGUGACUCGGGGUCCAUCAUCACUGCGCUUCCGGCUCUGCCGCCUCCUACUCUUGCUACUAUCCCUUCUGUUGCGCAGGAACAUCGACCAAGGACUGUUGAGUGUGCGCGGGGUUGA